Molecule: messenger RNA, 3165 nt
Organism: Closterium sp. Naga37s-1
Lineage: Eukaryota; Viridiplantae; Streptophyta; Zygnematophyceae; Desmidiales; Closteriaceae
Source: the annotation of a GenBank genome assembly
AUGCGUCACCCCAAUGACUCCGGCAGGACAAUCAGGCAUGAAGGGGCUGCUAUUCAAGCGAACUCGCCACUAGCAGCAGUACCGCAGUCAGAAGCAGCGUCACCGACCACCGUCUCUUCCCACCCCGUCAGCUCUUCUCCCAGCGAUGCACGAGCAACGCCCCCCACCUUUCCCCAUUCACCUGCACAGAACACCUCUCUCGCCGCUGCUGCUGCCGCCGCUGGCGACGCCGCGGCGGGUGCUGCAGACGCGGCUCCGUCUGCUGUCGCCGCCGCUGGAGCAGGUGAUGACGUGCACGUGCGUAAGAGCGCGGAAGCGGAUACGGCGCGAGAAGGAGCAGGUGGGCAGGAGGGAGUGGCGGUAGCCGGCGGUGCUGGUGGAAGCGAGGCGAAGCAGUCGAGCGCAGGGUCAGGGCCGACAGCGACGGGCGCGGACGAGACGCAAGAGCGUGGCUCGGUGGCGGGGAGGGCGGAGAGCAAGGAGGCAGGCGACGGUGAGAAAGGAGAAGAGCGGAGUAGCGAAGGGAAGGACGGGACUGGGAACGCGCAGCAGGGAGCGGGUGCGGAGCAGGGAGCGGGUGCGGAGCAGGGAGCGGGUGUGGAGCAGGGAGGGCACGUGCAACAGGGAGUGGGCUUAGAGAAGUCACCUAGUGGGGACGGUGCACCUGGCGCAGCGGCCAUGGCGCCUACUGCAACCGACUCCCCGGCCAACAAUUUGAACGGCCACAACCCUACCAACAGCAUUCGUGCCAAUGGCAUUCGCUCCAACAGGACCGAGGGCCCCACGGCUGAGAACAAGGCCGACAAGGCGGAGGCGGACGAAGAGGGCGACGACGACCCUAACUGCCACCACGUGCGCACCCUGCUCACUCCUGCGGAGCAGUGCGCAUACGUCUCCACGCACCCGCCCUGCCAGCUGGGCUCCUGGGUGCACUACCUCUCGCUCUACUACUGCCGCUCGCUCUCCCUCACGCGCGGGAUCGCAGCGGCGGGCAUGGCGGUGUGGCUGGGGGCGCUGUUCUUCAUGCUGGGCAACACCGCUGCGGACUUCUUCUGCCCGUCGCUGGAGCAGCUCUCGCACCUGCUGCGCCUGCCGCCCACUGUCGCUGGCGUCACGCUGCUGCCUCUUGGCAACGGCGCACCGGACGUGUUUGCCAGCAUAGCGGCAUUCGUGGGCACGGGGCAGGGGCAGGUGGGGCUGAACAGCGUGCUGGGCGCCGCCACCUUCGUGUCCUGCGUCGUGGCGGGCGCUGUCUGCAUCGUCGCUGCCGUGGCUGCUGCUGCCCGAGCCAGGGCUGCAGGCUCGGCAGGGGCGAAGAGGCUCGUGGACGCCACCGUGGUGGACGGCCCCUCGUUCAUCCGAGACGUCUGCUUCUUCAUCGCUGCUCUCCUUCCCGCCAACCUGCAGCAGCCACUGCUGCCUGUCGACCAGUGGGAGUCGGGCGCAGGAACGCGCAGGGGAGCAGGGGACGGGGCGAAGGGGGGAAGGCUUGGCGGAGACGAAGAGGAGGAGAUGGAGGGGGGGGAUGGGCAGGGAGGAGAGGGCGGGGAAGGCGGUGAGGGUUCAGCGCAUGCGCAUGCAUUACCGCAGUGGAUGUGGACGAGAGAUGUUCGCAUCUUCCAGUUGGAGCCACAGCAUGGAGCGGGGCAUGGGGUGGCAGGCCGUGCUGCGUUCAUGGAGAUGGAGGAGGGCGCGGAUGGUGAUGCUGCUGGGGGGGUGCGGCCGCUGUGGGGAUGGGGCUCGGAUGAUGAAGAGGAGGAGGAAGAAGAGGAAGAUGAGGAGGAUGUUCUGCAUUCGGUUAGUCUGUUUCCUUCUCCAUUCUCCUCGUGGGUUCUCUAUUGUUGGGAGCCCCCAUCAGCACCUGUCCUCUCAGCUCAGGGCAUCGCCUACUGGUUCUUCUGCCUGCCCGCCAUGCUCCCGCGCCUCCUCACCAUCCCCCUCCUCCCUCGCGACUCACGCAGCCGAGUCCUCUCCCUCCUUUCCCUCGCCCUCUCCCCUCUCUUCUUCCUCCUCGUACUCCAAGGCUCGUUCCUCUCCCCUCUGCCGCUCUCUCUAGCUGCUGCCUCGGGCGCUUUCCUCUCCCUGCUCGGCCUCCUCGCUUCCUCAGGCCCUUCUGGUGCAAAGCACUUAUCAGCAGCAGUUCUCGGGCCAGCAUCGCACCACCACCACACCCAUCACCACCGCUCUGCAUCCCUCCCCAUCCCACCGCGUGUGCUGGGGCUACUGUGGGUGGUGCCGGGGUUUGUAAUGAGUGUAGUGUGGUUCUACGUGGUGGCAAACGAGCUGGUGGCGCUGCUGGUGUCAGCUGCUAUUGUGCUGCGAGUCAGCUCGUCUGUGCUCGGACUCACUCUGCUCGCAUGGGGCAAUUCUAUCGGAGACUUUGUCGCUAAUCUCGCUCUGGCGUAUGGCGGAGGGGCGAUCGGGGGGAGUGAAGGCGGGAUUCGAGGGCGGAGUGAGCGGGCGGCAGAGAGAGUGCAGAUUGCCUGGUCUGGCUGUUACGCGGGGCCCAUUUUUAAUACGCUGGUGGGGAUCGGCAUGUCCCUGGUUCUCACCUCCUGGCAUUCCUAUCCCCAUGCGUUCGUUAUCCCUGAAGACCCCACGCUGCCGUAUACGUUUGUCUUCCUCCUUUCCGAAUCCCCCUCGCGUCGCUUAGCCGUCGCCACCAUGCCGCCCAAAAUGGAUCCCACGGCCAUUGUGGACGUGUUCGUCCGCGUGACGGGCGGCGAGGUCGGCGCGGCCUCGUCGCUGGCGCCUAAGAUCGGUCCGCUGGGUCUGUCGCCAAAGAAGAUAGGAGAAGAUAUCGCCAAGGAGACGGCCAAGGAGUGGAAGGGGCUGCGCGUUACCGUCAAGCUGACCGUGCAGAACCGACAGGCUAAGGUGUCCGUCGUUCCUAGCGCCGCGGCUCUGGUCAUUAAGGCUCUUAAGGAGCCGGAGCGCGACCGGAAGAAGACGAAGAACAUCAAGCACAACGGUAACAUCUCCAUGGAUGACGUCAUCGAGGUCGCGCGCGUGAUGCGGCCACGAUCGAUCGCGAAGGAGCUUACCGGCACGGUGAAGGAGAUUCUUGGGACGUGCGUGUCGGUGGGAUGCACUGUGGACGGCAAGAGCCCUAAGGACGUGCAGCAAGAGAUCGACGACGGCGAGAUCGAGAUUCCCGCCAACUAG